AGUAUCUGCAAAGAAAUGGCUGAAUCUGCAGCGAGUCGGUAUGAGGAUCAGUUCAUCUGUUCAGUGUGUUUGGAUCGGCUGAAGGAGCCGAUGACGAUUCCCUGUGGACACAGUUACUGUAUGAGCUGUAUUACUGACUGCUGGGAGCAGAAGGAGCAGGAGCCGCAGUACAGCUGUCCCCAAUGCAGAGAGAGCUUCAGUCAGAGACCUCUCCUGAAGAAGAACACUCUGAUAGCGGAGAUGAUGGAGACGCUGCAGAAGACGUCUCUACAAACGGCUGCUGUGGAGUGUGAUGUUUGCACUACAGAGAAGAGCAGAGCUGUAAAGACCUGUCUGCAGUGCUUGGCCUCCUUCUGUCAAACUCACCUGCAGCUUCACUAUCAAUCUCCUGCGUUUAUGAAGCACAAACUAGUCCAAGCCUCCAGAAACAUUCAGGAGAACAUCUGCCUCAGUCAUGGGAAACUUCUAGAGCAGUGGUUUUCAACAUGUGGGCGGUGGUAUUGCAGGUGGGCCGCCAAUUAUUUUCUGUUCAUUUGCAGUCCAUUCUAGGGCUGUCCGAUUAAA
Carassius gibelio (silver crucian carp) is the source of this 564-nucleotide messenger RNA. Its product is annotated as E3 ubiquitin/ISG15 ligase TRIM25-like. The transcript has a single exon. Lineage: Eukaryota; Metazoa; Chordata; Actinopteri; Cypriniformes; Cyprinidae. The record is from RefSeq and is a predicted model, not a curated record. Bases 16 to 549 code for a protein of 177 amino acids.